Molecule: messenger RNA, 979 nt
Organism: Heteronotia binoei (common prickly gecko)
Lineage: Eukaryota; Metazoa; Chordata; Lepidosauria; Squamata; Gekkonidae
Exons: 4
Coding region: 114-731 (205 amino acids)
Source: RefSeq, a predicted model, not a curated record
UCAUUCAAGUAGAAAAUCAACCUAGCUCUCUGAGCCUUGCUCAGGCAACAGAAGAAAAGCAUCCUGGAACAGCAUAUGUCACUUUGCAGCUGGGAGAAAAAGAACUCCAAAAUAUGGCCUUGGGCCAGGGCACAAACAUUUCUUCUCCUUAUUGCAAAGCUACUGCUUGGCGAUUAGAGAAGUAUCACAGUGCCAAGGCCACUAGAGACAAGACAACUUCACUUCCCAAAGGUCUCCUAGACAACUCAAAAACGAAUUCUGAUGGAAAAGAAAGGAAAGGGAAGGAAGGAUCACCUCCCAGAAGUGCUAAGUUUGGCAGAAAAAGGGAAGAAAGCCAUGGAGGAGAUAUCAGACUCAGUAGGUUCUCUCAUACACAAGAUUUUCUACCUCUCUCCCUGCCUUUUGUAACAGAAGCGAAGUAUGGACAAGCCCCUGAAAGAUGUCAGAGAAGUGAACCACAUUCCAAAUGCUUAGGUCGCUACCGACCACGCCUGGUUACUCUAUCAACUGCAAAGGAAACUAAUAAGACGAUCUUACUGAAGCGCUGUGAAGAUGGUGAAACAUCCCAUUCUUCAUCUCUACUAAACACCAGACAAAAAAAGCCCCCCAAAACCCUACUGUGCCAGAGUGAAAGCAAGUUUUUUUCUAAGAGACGCAAGAGUGAGUGCCUGAAUCAUAGGCCCCCAACACAAGACCUAUCAUCCACUGAGAGAAUUUCCUUUCAUGCUUAGAAACUGCUUCAAGUUGUGGGUACCAGAUAUGGCAAAGCAUACAGCCACAAGAUGUAUACAGUUGAAGGACUAGCAAUGACCUCUUCAGAAACAUAUGGCUUUGUAUGUGGUGCUCGGACAAUGCAGAAAAGUGGUCUCAGGGCCACAGCAGUCAUGCUGGAACAGGGUUUUGGAACACAGGAUACAAAUAUACAUGGAUAUCAUCCACAGAAGCUUCUGUGACAGAUAAAAACAACACUAUGAAUGAA